Messenger RNA from Pyrgilauda ruficollis (rufous-necked snowfinch), 4320 nucleotides. RefSeq names its product SERTA domain-containing protein 2-like. Gene Ontology annotation, molecular function: transcription regulator activity. The record is from RefSeq and is a predicted model, not a curated record. Gene Ontology annotation, cellular component: nucleus. NCBI's taxonomy places the organism in Eukaryota, Metazoa, Chordata, Aves, Passeriformes, Passeridae. The transcript has 5 exons. Bases 752 to 1603 code for a protein of 283 amino acids.
GACGNNCCCGGGGCGGCGCGGUGCGGAGAGACGGCGGAGCCGGGCUGGGGCCGGGGGCACGGCGGCCCCGGGGAGCCGGGCUGGGCGCGGGGGGAGCGCCCGGAGCGCGGCCGGCGGUGGAAGUUGUUCGCGCAGUUAUAAUUAGCCCGGCCGGGGUCUGAGCGAGCCGGGCGGAGGAAGGGGGAGGAGUGUAACUUUUCGCAGCUCGGGAAGCCCAAGGUUGUCUCUGGUUACCGCUGCCCACGGCCGCGGGGGGGGCGGGACGCCCGCAGGAAGCACCGACGCUCCUUCCACAAAGGCCAAAUGGUGGCAGGAGCCGCGGGAGCGGCUGCGGGAGGGCGGCAGGAAAGGGCUUUCCCUGGAUCCCAGCGGCUCCAUCCUGGCGCUCCUGAUCGCUGCCGCUCGGUAGUUGCGACUUACGUUGUAUAGAAAAUGCAGUGACUGCACACCUCUCCCUGUGACCUAACAAGUACACUUUAAUGAACCUCAAUAGUGACCACCUGAAGUCCUGCUGUUUCAGAGCAAAUAGUUCCGAGGUUCUGUAAGCGGAGGAGCCCUUUGGUAGCAUCAGGCUAUGAGUUGCUAUGUAAGAUGAACUGUAGGCGUUUACUUGCCCGUCUGUCUGAAUUCGCAUCAUCCUACCUUGGUGGAUGGCUUGGCCUCUGGGAUAGUUCAAGACUCUUGGAUGACCACGCUUUAUGCAAAAUCCAGAAUCUUCCUGCCUGGACUCCUUUCUGUUUUCUAAGGGUUCAUGUUGGGGAGAGGCCUAAAGCGCAAGCUGAGUGACUAUGAGGAGAGCAUGGCUGGUCUCACGAGUGCCUUUGAUUCCAGUCGAGGUCUGCCCUACCCACUCAAGAGGCAGCUGGUGCUCAACAUGUGCCUCACCAAGUUACAGACGUACAAAAUGCUGGUGGAGCCCAACCUGCACCGCUCCGUGCUCAUCGCCAACACCGUGCGGCAGAUCCAGGAGGAGAUGAGGCAGGAGAGCAGCCAGCAGCCAGUGAAUAUCUGCCCUGGCAUUGCUCCUGCUUCUCACAGCUACACAGGGAUGGAGUCACCUGGCAUUUCCCUUCAGUUGCCUUCAGGUGUUGGUCAGCAAGAGUCCCACUGCUGUGACCUGCGGUCUGUGGAGGACCCCAUUGAAAACAGCCUGCUGAUCGUUUCAGACGACGACAUGUCAUCUGCUAUUUCAUCUAUUCUGAAGGAUUUGGACUUUGUGGAAGAUAUCAGCCCACCUACCUGUCUGGUUCCUACUGCAGAUGACCAGCCAAAGUUUCCAGAUAAUACUGGUCUGAAACUAGAAGAUGACAGGCAGGAUUUGAAGGGAGCUGAAUGUGUGUUUGGUUCCUUUGAGAUUUCAAAUUCAACCAGUUACUUGAAGGAUUUGGCAAUAGAUGACAUUUUUGAAGAUAUUGACACUUCAAUGUAUGAUUCAGACUUCUGUUGCCCUCCCCUGAUGCCACCCAGAUCACCAUCUCUUGCUACAGAAGAACCAUUGAAAACCUUCCCAUCUUGUAAUUCUUCUUCAGCAAACAACAUUCAGAUAUGCAGAACAGAUCUGAGUGAGUUGGACCACAUCAUGGAAAUUCUCGUUGGAUCCUGAUACUUGUUUUACCCAAAGAUACUUUUAGACUGCCACUUGCAUUUGGUUUCAGGAUAAAAGCCACUGGAAUAGUUGUAAAGAAUUCUUUAAAAAGCAAACUAAAUAAUAAUUUGUCCAUAGUAGAAUUUUCUAAAUAAUUCCAAAACUUGCAAACCAAAAAAGUGGCAGAUUUUAAAAAAGAAAAAUUAUUUAUCAGAACUGUGCAAUCAUCAUUUUCCUUCCAGGGUGUAUGUGGAACAAUGGGCACAUACCCCCAUCACCCCUCAUGCCUCUUUCAAUAAACUUUUUUAUGUGCAAUUUUUAAUUUGACAGAAGAAUUUACAUGCAAAGCAAAUUUCAUAUGAGGUGAUCUUUUACAAAGCCUCCACUUUAUUUUUAAUAUCAGAGUCUAUGCCAAGCUGGCAUCUGUCAAGUUGCAGAGUUAGAUUGUGUGGAUUGCAGACACGUUCUUAGAGAUGGGUAUAUUUUAAAAAUGAGACACGCUUUGCUUUCUUUUGGUCAGAAAAGCAGAUCAAGACACUUACCAACAAAGUCUCUUGCAUUUUCUAAAGCAUUCAGAACUAUUUAUUUUUGUAAAUUUUAUAGUCUUUCUACAUUUUACUAUGUUAUUUCAUCAUAGUUCAAAUAUAAUGGACUUCUAGUUGGAUGUGUUUAGCACUACCUCUGAGCUGAAAUGCUUUAACUCUUUCCAGUGCUUCAUCUGAGACUGCAAAUCUUUUUGUUUCUGUUUCUUUCUGGGGGAAAGUACUUCUAACUCAAUAAGUUGAUCCUUUGACAGUGACCUAGCUGAUUCGUGAAAUCAAGGGUAUUCAAUGUUUAAAAACUUCUAAGUAUUUACAAAUUAAUUUAUAUGUAGAUUGUGCAAUUUAACAUUUUUCUGUCAGUAUUAUGUGCUUAGAUUUUGAAUAAUCUUGGCGUUCUUUAAAUUAAAAUUUACUAUGUACAGGUAGCUUUUUAUUCUCUUUUGGAAAACACUGUCCUUAAACCCUGCUUUCACUACAGAUUUUAAGGUGAUUUUUAUGUGCAAUAUUAUUUAAAGAGAUACACAUUUUUAUACCUGGCAUUGUGGGAAGAAACGCUUCAAACUUAAAACCUCUAGCACCUUUGGAGGAUACUCAGCCAACAUUUCUGCAUCCUUUCAGAAGCCAAGCUGAGAACGCUGAGAACACAUCGCCCUGUGCUGUGACAGCCCUGGAGCACCCGUGGGGCUGUGGGGAGCCAGUGCUGGUGGCUCUGUCCCUCCCAGGGCUGGGGCCACCCGGGCUUUGGAGCCCCAGAGCUGCUGCCCCAGCCUGUCCUGGGUGGGGCAGGGGUGUUUUUAUGCAGGUACACAAAAGUCCUGCUCAGCUGGAGGUGAGAUUUGCAGUGAGAACUGGUUUUCCAUCAGGCAGUUUGGGUUCUCUGUUUCAGCCUGAACCGAGGUCUAGAUCGAUCCCUGCUAUCGUCUUCUGAGUUUCACACUUGCACAUUGCUUUUCGGUUUGGAUUUUGUUUUGGUUUUUUUUUUUUUCCUUCUUUUUUAAUUAUAAAACUUUGUUCUUGAAAGCUGCAGCACCUGUCUUGGAAACUUGCAGUUGCAAAACCUUUGCUUUGGUUUGUUGUAUUUUUUGGGUUUUUGUUGUUCUGCUGAGACUUUUUAUGAACGGAGUGUCGGCAGAGGGGAAAAAAUGUUGCCUGUGUGUUGCAUCUCACAGAAGCUGAAAUCCUGGCCCUGUUGAAGGGGCCAGGGUGUCACCUGGUAUUUCUGGUCUUAACUGAUGCUGUGGCACACCUACCUUGUGCAGAGAUCUCCAUUUUUUACUGUGACUCUCUUGGUUAACAGUUAGCUGCCGACAUAAUUUGGUAUCCCAGGCCAAUGGAGAACCAUUUCGGGUCACAUCCUCGCAGCCAUCUGGGUUGUUUAGCAACUGAAGGGUAUAAAUGUAUUUAUAUGCAUAUGUUGUAUUGAUUCUAAUAUAAAUCUGAUCUAAAGCAUUUUGAAUUGCUGGAUAAAGGGAUUUGUUUGAAGAGUGUAUAACUAGUUCUUGAAGAGGUACAGCUUCAGAAUGUACACAGAUUGUGCAUUGUGUAUAGACUACUCUGGCUUUUCCUCAGCCUCUACUUUUGUAUUAAAAAUAUGACUGAAUAAAUCCUUGAAAUAUUAAGGGCCUUCUGCACUGUGAUGAAACAGAGAUGCGGUUAAAAAUGUCUUUAAAUUCAGUGAUGAGGGAUAAAAUAAAAAGACUGCAUCUAAUCUCUUUUUGCAUUUGAAAAUAUGGAAUGUUACUAUGCAGUAAAGAUAUUUUGGUAAGAAAAUUGUAUCAUAUAGCAAAUAGUGAACACUUAAUAAAUCCACUUACCUUGCAGUCUCUACAGAAACAGAAGAGAAGACAACUUGCUUUUCAACAUUUAUGUACUAAAGUUUUUUGUAUACUGCAGCAAAAGAUUUAAUUGUUGGUAGAUCUUUUAUCAACAAUUCAAAAUGCAAUUUUUGUACAAGUCCUGGCUACAGAGCUCUGUUUCUAAUUGGUUGCUUGUGUCACAGUGCCAAGACUAUGAGCUGGUGUGUAAUGCAGUUCGGUUAUGUUUGGAAUUAUGUGCAAAGGGAAGUUUAAUUUUUAAAUAUGCACAAAUUAAUUUUAAAAUCCUUCCAUGUAAAAUGAAGUUAGAGGCUAGUUGUGGUAGACCUAUUUAUUGUAUGUUUGGAAAUAAAAGCCACAGUUUUGCAUUUAAAACAGU